GGACUCUUCCUGUCUUCCAUGGUGGACUCUCAAGAUGGGGAGUUAAUUAUGUUCCGUUAUUCCUCGUUUUCCAAGUUGAUUCGAUGCAUCCAGGCUCAAGGCCUCCAGCUUUCCUUUGCAGAUUUGAUUUAUGAAGAGACUGUUAACUUUCUUCAAUUUGCAGCUUGCUUCGAUCACAGUAUUGUAGAGCUUGAAUGAUGAAUUGAUGGAGAGAUGGAUUUCCACUGACGCGCGAUGGGGACGGAACCCAACGUACCGCCGGCGCCAUCUUCAUCGCCGGCAGCGACGGCAUCCUCAUCACCCAAUGCCAAGCGAAGUAGAGACCCUGAAGAUGAGGUUUAUGUGGACAAUCUCCAUUCACAUAAACGCUAUUUAAGUGAGAUAAUGGCAUCAAGUUUAAAUGGACUAACUGUUGGAGAUAACUUAACUGAUGAUAGCCUUGUGUAUUCUCCAAGGUCUGGAAGCAUGUGCUGUAUUAGAGAUGAUGCAUCUAUACAGUAUUCACCAAUGUCAGAAGAUUUGGAUGAGUUGCCGAGCUAUGAAGUUUCUAUGCACAUUUGUUGUUCAUCUCAGCCUGAGAGCACUCCAACCAGUCCUGUGUCUCCUUAUAGGAACCACCAGAGGCCUUUUAGUGGGCUCUCACCCUUCUCUCAAUCCACUUUAAACCCGCCACCAGGAUGCAACCUACCUCCCGUUGCAUCUUCGAGUGCACGUCAACGGGGCUCAGACUCUGAGGGCCGGUUCCCAUCAUCGCCGAGCGACAUAUGCCACUCAGCAGACCUCAGGCGGGCAGCGCUUUUGAGGUCUGUGCAGAUGAGAACCCAUCCGCAUGGAGCAGCAACACUUUUUGAUCUGUCGCUGCUUAGU
This is a messenger RNA of Cuscuta epithymum, 867 nucleotides long. Lineage: Eukaryota; Viridiplantae; Streptophyta; Magnoliopsida; Solanales; Convolvulaceae. The record is from the annotation of a GenBank genome assembly.